GGUGUGGUAUGCUCGCACAGAGGCGCGUACCUAUCAGCCCUAGCGAACGUGCUAGCGUGGGGACUCCAUGCGCUGCCAGGAGGGCAGCGCCCCGUGUACCUGUGGACGCUGCCUCUCUUCCACUGCAACGGCUGGACCUACCCCUGGGUGCUCGCCGCUGUGGCUGGCACGAAUGUUUGUUGCAGGGAGGUCACAGCGGCCAGCAUAUUCUCUCUCAUCCCGCGCCACCGAGUCACCCACAUGUGUGCAGCCCCCGUGGUGCUCUCCUUCCUCAUCCACGCGCCUGACUCCCUCCGCCUGCCCUUCCUCGCCGCCCAGCGCGCCCAGGGGCGUGGAGGGGGUGACUAUAGCGAGGGCAGAUGGGAGGGCAAUAGCGAGGGUAGCAGGGAAGGCAGAAGGGGUGGCUAUAGUGAGGGGAAUAGGGAGGGCAGCAGCGGGGGGGGGCAGGAGGCGAGGCGGGUACAUGUGAUGACAGCGGGGGCAGCGCCGCCACCAGCAGUGCUGGCGGGGAUAGAGGCGAUGGGGUUUGACGUGCUGCAUGCUUACGGGCUCACGGAGACGUAUGGGCCGGCUGUGGUGUGCGAGUGGCAGCAAGAGCGGUGGAGAGGGGCGGAUGAGAGCGAACGAGCGAGGCUGAAGGCUAGACAGGGCGUGCGGUGCAUGGCCCUGGAAGGACUAGCAGUCAUGGACCCAGUCACAAUGCGCCACGUGGCAGCAGACGGGCGCAGCAUGGGGGAGGUGAUGCUGCGGGGGAACAUGGUGAUGAAGGGGUAUGCCGCCGACCGGGGGGCUACUGAAGCGGCUUUUCGAGGCGGGUGGUUCCACUCGGGGGACCUGGCUGUCAUGCACCCCGAUGGGUACAUUGAAGUCAAGGGGUAUGCGGCUGACCCGGCUGCCACUGAGGCAGCGUUCCAAGGUGGAUGGUUCCACUCGGGGGACCUGGCUGUCAUGCACCCACAAUCAACUCAAGCUCCACAAGCACCACACCACUCGUAUCCCACCCUCCAUAUCUCCCACGUUAUGUUGCGCACCUCUGUCCUCCACCAGGAUCGCUCAAAGGACAUCAUCAUAUCGGGCGGUGAGAAUGUGAGCAGCAUAGCAGUGGAGGCAGUGCUAUACCGCCACCCAUCCGUGCUGGAGGCUGCAGUGGUGGCCCGCCCUGAUACCAUGUGGGGGGAGUCCGUGUGCGCCUUUGUGUGCCGCAAGCCAGGGCAGCAGCACGCGCGUGUGGGUGCUGGUGAGGCUACCACUCCCGGUACUCGCGUGUCUGCUACCCCAGGUGCUGGUGAGGCUGCUGCUCUAGGUGCUAGUGAGUCUGCCCCCCCUGGUACUGAGUCGACUGAGGCACUGCACACCUUCACACUGGACUCAGGUGCUUCUCGCUGUUUCUUUCGUGACCGCACUACCCUUGAGCCGCUUGCUCGGCCAGUUGCUGUCUCUCUCGCUGACCCCUCUGGGGGUCCGGUCAUUGCGACCUCCUCCACUGUCCUUCCUUGUCCUGCGGUCCCGUCGGGCACACUGUCAGGUCUCCACCUCCCCUCGUUCUCUACGAACUUGGUGGCAGGUUGUGCGCUCCAGGACGGGGGUGUUCACCAGUUCACCCCUGCCUACGAGCGCGUGACACACUGCACGUGUGCUCGGACGGGCCGUCACCUGGCUACCUUCACUCGGCAGCCGGGGUCGGACCUGUACACACUGACCACUGAGUCCCCUCAGGUAGCUGCGUCUGCGUCUGCGUCAGGUCAGCUGUCGGCCCCCUGCUCGUGUCGCUCUCUGGCGCACGAGACCGUCCUCUGGCACCACCGACUUGGUCACCCGUCCGUGCAGCGCCUUCGUGCCAUGCACAAACGGUACCUUGUCUCUGGUCUUCCCAGGGUUCUCCCUCCCCUCCCACCCUCGCCUGCUCCUCCCUGUCUUCCCUGUGUCGAGGGGCGGCAGCGCGCCGCUCCUCACUCCUCCUCGUUUCCCCCGACGACUGCUCCCUUGCAGACGCUCCACAUGGACGUGUGGGGCCCAGCCCGCGUCCGUGGUCAGGCUCAGCGAGCGUUUCCACUCGGACUUUCCUGUCCUGCGCUUGCACUCUGA
This is a messenger RNA of Closterium sp. Naga37s-1, 2085 nucleotides long. Lineage: Eukaryota; Viridiplantae; Streptophyta; Zygnematophyceae; Desmidiales; Closteriaceae. The record is from the annotation of a GenBank genome assembly.